Molecule: messenger RNA, 3325 nt
Organism: Odocoileus virginianus texanus
Lineage: Eukaryota; Metazoa; Chordata; Mammalia; Artiodactyla; Cervidae
Gene: ACSS1
Product: acyl-CoA synthetase short chain family member 1
Cellular component (GO): mitochondrion
Molecular function (GO): AMP binding; acetyl-CoA synthetase activity
Source: RefSeq, a predicted model, not a curated record
GGCGCGAUGGCGGCGCGCUGCUUGGGCCGCGGCGUCGGGCGGCUACUAGGCGGCCUCCGUGGAGUGGGGGUGCGGGCGCUGGCUGCCCCCCGGCUCUGGAGCAGCGCCUCCGCUCCUGCAGCGCCGCCCAGCUCCUACCAAGAGCGAAUCGCGCUGGCAGCUCGCGAGCCCGCCGCCUUCUGGGGGCCACUGGCGCGGGACGCUCUCGUGUGGGACACCCCCUACCACACGGUGAGCGACUGUGACUUCCGCAGCGGCAGGAUCAGCUGGUUCCUGGGAGGCCAGUUAAACGUGUCCGUUAACUGCUUGGAUCAGCACGUUCAGAAGUCCCCGGAGAGCAUCGCUUUGAUCUGGGAGCGAGAUGAGCCUGGAACUGAAGUGAAGAUCACCUACAGGGAGCUACUGGAGACCACGUGCCGCCUGGCCAACACACUCAAGAGGUAUGGAGUCCGCCGAGGGGACCGAGUGGCCAUCUACAUGCCUGUCUCCCCACUGGCUGUGGCUGCCAUGCUGGCCUGUGCCAGGAUUGGAGCCAUCCACAAUGUCAUCUUUGCUGGCUUCAGUGCCGGGUCCUUGGCUGGGAGGAUCAACGAUGCCCAGUGCAAGGUGGUUAUUACCUUCAACCAAGGACUCCGGGGAGGGCGCGUGGUGCAGCUGAAGAAGAUCGUUGACGAAGCCAUAAAGGUCUGCCCAUCCGUCCAGCAUGUCCUGGUGGCUCACAGGACAGACAACAAGGUCCACAUGGGGGAUCUGGACAUUUCCCUUGAGCAGGAGAUGGCCAAGGAGGAGCCAGUGUGUGCCCCGGAGAGCAUGGGCAGUGAGGACACACUCUUCCUGCUCUAUACCUCGGGGAGCACUGGGAAGCCCAAGGGGCUCGUCCACACCCAGGCGGGCUACCUGCUGUAUGCUGCCCUGACGCACCGGCUUGUGUUUGACUACCGGCCAGGUGAUGUCUUCGGCUGCGUGGCUGAUAUCGGCUGGAUCACAGGACACAGCUAUGUGGUGUACGGGCCCCUCUGCAACGGAGCGACCAGCGUCCUCUUUGAGAGCACUCCGGUUUACCCCGAUGCGGGUCGGUACUGGGAGACGGUGCAGAGGCUGAAGAUCAAUCAGUUCUAUGGUGCUCCGACGGCCUACCGGCUGCUGCUGAAGUUCGAGGACUCCUGGGUGAAGAAGUACGACCGCUCCUCUCUGCGGACCCUGGGCUCAGUGGGAGAGCCGAUCAAUCACGAGGCCUGGGAGUGGCUGCACACGGUGGUGGGGGACGGCCGGUGCACCCUGGUAGACACCUGGUGGCAGACAGAAACGGGGGGCAUCUGCAUCUCUCCGCGGCCCUCGGAGGAGGGGGCAGAGAUCCUGCCCUGCAUGGCCAUGAGGCCCCUGUUCGGCAUUGUUCCCGUUCUCAUGGAUGAGAAGGGAAACAUCCUGGAGGGCGGAGAUGUGUCUGGGGCUCUGUGCCUGUCCCAGGCCUGGCCGGGCAUGGCCCGGACCAUCUAUGGAGACCACCAGCGAUUCCUGGACGCCUACUUCGAGGCCUACCCUGGCUACUACUUCACGGGAGACGGGGCUUACCGAACAGAGAAGGGCUACUACGAGAUUACUGGGCGCAUGGACGACGUUAUCAACAUCAGCGGCCACCGGCUGGGGACCGCGGAGAUCGAGGACGCCAUGGCUGACCACCCCGCGGUGCCCGAGACUGCUGUCAUUGGCUAUCCGCACGACAUCAAGGGAGAAGCCGCCUUCGCCUUCGUUGUGUUGAAAGAUGACGCGGGUGAUGUGGACGUGGUGGUGAAGGAGCUCCGGUCGGUGGUGGCCGACAAGAUCGCCAAGUACGCAGUGCCCGAUCAGGUCCUGGUAGUGAAGCGUCUUCCAAAAACUCGGUCUGGAAAAGUCAUGCGGAGGCUCCUGAGGAAGAUCGUCACGGGCCGAGCUCAGGACCUGGGGGACACCACCACCCUGGAGGACCCCGGCGUCAUCACGGAGAUCCUGAGCGCCUACCAGGAAUACAAAGACAAGCUGGGGGGUGCCAAGUGAUGGCUCUGCUGAGACCCCGAGCCAGGCCCCUGUGUGUUCCUAGAACACAGCUCCUGGGUUGGCUUGUUCCUAAAUGCCCCAGCAGAACCCAGGCUGCCCUCCUCGUGAAGCCUGAAGUCCCUGCCUCCCCUCCCAGGGACCCAUGACAGGUCCUUGCCCAGGGCGAGCUUCCUCCCACUUGUCCCGAAUCUGGUUUCCUGGUGAAAAGUCCAUUCCCCUGCCCUCCUGACAUCACAGGAAGGUGGAGCCCCUGUGUCUGCUCAGGUGGACUGGGAGCAAACAGCAGUCAUAUUUCCUCCAGAUGUUUCUAGAAACAAAAGGUGAAGAUUUUAUUUUUAUACUUUUAUAUUUUAGAAGAAACAUGGUGCCCACACACGUGCUGUGUGUGCUUUACUUGUACACACUCUUCUUAACAGUUAUGAAAAGCUCCUUUUUUGCCUCCGCUCGUGGGGAAGCGUGGCGGGCUGGAGGGUGCACUUUGGGUUACUGUUUGGCCUGUUGGAAAUGUUAAGUUGGAAAUGUUUGUGCCUCUGUCUUAACACGGCUAUCUUGAAACCUCUCAAGCCCACAGCAUCUAUUUUUGGUGUGUUUCCACUUCUCUUGGGUUGUGUGUGAUGAAACCUAGCUGCUAGAAGCACCUGUGGGGAUGGGCUCUGGUCGCAUGUGUUUGUGCAGGCUGUGGUCUGAGAUGAUUCCCCUCCCCUGGCCUGGGAUCCUCUUAGCCGCUGGUUGGUGUGCUCCACUCUUGGGGCUCUUCAGGGAAGCUGGGGACUCACUAAUGCAGCUGAAACUGGGUCCCCGCAAACCGCCCUACCUCCCUGCUCUGAGCCAGUCUUUCUCUUUGUCAAUGUGCCUUGAGUCCUCUGGACUUAACAAAAUGAUGUGGACUGGUAGACUGCAAAGGGUCUAUUUAUAGCCAAGUACACGAGGGUCCACUUGUGGAUCAAGGGGAGGAUGGCCUGCUGAGCUGGGUCCCAGAGAACAGGGAAGGCUGCCCCCACCUGGCCCUGAGCCCCACAGUGGGUGGUGCCCUGCAGGUGUUAGCAGGGCAUCGGGUUGCUUAACACCUGCUGUGGCCGUGCUGGGUGGCCAGGCGAGGAUGGGUGGCCUUGGCUGUAGUGCACGGCGCUAACAGAACCACACACCUGCACUUGUAGCAUUUCGAUGGGCUUAGUUCAUUAUGGUCAGGGCACUACUUAGGAAAUGACUUCGCUAUAAAACUGGGACAGUGACCAGGGCCUCAAAAUGAUCUGCAGAGCCAUUCAAAUAAAGCUUUACUUUGUUCAUUCUC